CCCAUCCCACCGGAGCCAGGCCGGCUGCCUGGACCAGGAUGACGGCCUCGGCCACCGCCGGCACGCACAAGGUGGCCAGCAGCAAGGAGGAGAGGAAGCUGAGGAAACCCCUCAUUGAGCGGAAGCGAAGGGAAAGGAUUAAUAACUGCUUAGACCAGCUGAAGGAGACUGUUGUGGGUGCAUUUCACCUGGAUUCUAAACUGGAAAAAGCAGAUAUCCUGGAAAUGACAGUAAAGCACCUGCAGAACAUCCAGAGCAGCAAGAUGCUGGCUGACUCCAGGGUGGGUCUGGAGGCCCAGCAGAGGUACAGCACCGGCUACAUCCAGUGCAUGCACGAGGUGCACAACCUGCUGCUCACCUGCGACUGGAUGGACAAGAGCCUCGGGGCGCGCCUCUUGAACCACCUGCUCAAAUCCCUGCCCAGGUCUGGUGAGGACACCUGCAAAGCCGCGCUGAGGCCUUCCAGCCCGUCUCAGCAGCCUCUCCUGGCACUCAAGAGUCCCCAGAGCCCCAAGGGCAGCGCUCGAGGCACAAACCCGCCCCAGGAGCGCCUGUACCCCGCGGAGAACAAGCAAGCUGCCAAAAAUCCCCUCCCGCUGCCCUCGCCGUCGCUUUUCAACCACCUCGACGCCCCCAGACAGGUUCUGCAGCCGAAUUUUUCCCGUAACAACCCCAGAAUGGGUUCAUUAGAUAUGUGGAGACCGUGGUAAAGUGUGUUGUCAAUUCUUGUCCUAACAGUAGACACUCUUACGUAUGUAUCUUAUAGAUAUGUUUCUUUAAAACACUCGUGGAGCAGAUCUGCUCCUGUAGGUGUACUAAAGACCUGGGUACUUCAAGCCGAAGUAAACCUAUGUGUAGCCUGCAUUGUAGAAGGCUGCUAUUAUUUUUUUUUUUUUAUUUAUUUAAUACAUCUAAAUUAUUGUAUAGAAUCCUCUCGUGCUCUUUAGUGUAUAAUAAUUAUAUAGUUUUCUUGUCUUGCGUUCUAAAAUAAUUAACUUUCUAUUAAUAAAAACACAAGAUGACAAGCAACGAUCCUCUCUGGCAUCAAAUUUGCCGUCAGAUCUCACAUAAGCCAUUUGUUGGGUAAAAGGGUAAAGAACUGGUCUCUUCUGUUUUUUGUUUUUAUUAUCAUCCCUGUGCAGUGUAGGAGAAUCCAGUGUUGAGUCCUGUAAAAAUGCUGCAAUUAUUAGGAGGGGAAAAAAAAA
Molecule: messenger RNA, 1205 nt
Organism: Cyanistes caeruleus (blue tit)
Lineage: Eukaryota; Metazoa; Chordata; Aves; Passeriformes; Paridae
Product: transcription cofactor HES-6-like
Biological process (GO): regulation of DNA-templated transcription
Molecular function (GO): DNA binding; protein dimerization activity
Source: RefSeq, a predicted model, not a curated record